AUGGCAAAAGAAAAGGGUAUAUUUCAUGGCAUUAAAUUACCCCGAGACGGUCUAGAUAUAUCACAUCUUCAAUAUGCAGACGAUAUGAUUUUUAUAGGUUCUUGCUCAAUCGAGAAUGCAAAGAACUUGAUUAAAAUCCUAAGAUGCUUCGAAUUAUCUUUAAGACUCAAGGUGAACAUGUCUAAAAGCAAGAUUUUUGGUUUUGGUUUUCAAAGCUGCGAUUUGAAUUUGGUGGCUCGAAGCUUCAAUUGUUUUGUCGGUUCACUUCCCUUUAUCUAUCUAGGACUUCAAGUGGGGGAAUCUAUGAUAAGAACUACACAUUGGAAUCCGAUUGGCAAAAAAUUUCAAGCGGAUUUAUCAAAGUGGAAAGCAAACCCUUUGUCGUUCAGUGGUCGACUAACGCUAUGCAUAUCCGUUUUAAGCAGUCUUGUUUCUUUCUACUUAUCCUUAUUUAAAGCUCUAGUUAAAGUUAUUAAGAGUAUUGAGAAAAUCAGAAUGAGAUUCUUUCGCGGGGGUGAUAUGGUUUCGAGGAAGAUGGUAUGGAUUGCUUGGGAAAAAGCGCUUGCAGCUAAAGACAAAGGAGGUCUUGGGAUUGGCAGUCUAAAGGUGCAAAACAUAGCUUUAAUGAGAAAGUGGUGA
Messenger RNA from Lactuca sativa (garden lettuce), 639 nucleotides. The record is from RefSeq and is a predicted model, not a curated record. Lineage: Eukaryota; Viridiplantae; Streptophyta; Magnoliopsida; Asterales; Asteraceae.